AUGAGAGACAAUAUAGAGCCUGAUGAUGUGAGGCUGGUGGGAGGAGGCAGUCGCUGUGCUGGUGGAGUGGAGCGGUACGACCAGGGAGAGUGGAGGACUGUGGGAGCUAGAGACUGGGAGGAUGUAGCUGCAGUAGUGUGUAGACAGAUGGGUUGUGGCUCCACUGUUUCAGUUCUACCUGGAAACACCACUGGAGGGUUUGAAGUUUACUGUUCUGGCUCUGAGUCUGUACUGAGGGAGUGUUCCAGAAUUUAUGAUCUCUAUUCUGGAUUCACAGUGAUCUGCUCAGAUCUCCUGGUCCAGCCUGAUAUCUCCCUGACUGACUCAAUGGGAGGGGUCUCCAGGGGCCACCAGGGGCCCGAGAUGUUCAGGGGCUACAGCUUCACCAUCACCUGCUCCAAUCAGCCACAGUACCCAGGAGGCUCCUUCCUCCUCACGUUCACCGGCUCCAAAAUAUCCCAGACCCAGCCAGCUGUCAAUCACUCUGCUGCCUUCCUCUUCCCUGCUGCAGAUGACUCCCACCAAGGGAACUACAGCUGUGUUUAUGACAAUCAUGUUUUCUCUCAUAACUUCUCCUCUGAGAGUGAGCUCCUCUCCCUCACCAUCACAGCCUCUCCUCUGCCAGCCUUCAUCAUCAGACACGUUGUAGUGGUGCUGAUCCUACUGACAGCCAUCACCACCUCCUACCUGUACUACAAGCCCACCAGGAGGCAGAAGAGAGUGAACAGGGUGAGCAGCAUGGAUCUUUAUGCCAAUGCCAUGGAGAUGGUCUCUCUGAGCUCCAGAGCUGAAGCUGGACCGGGAGAGGAGAGAGCAGCCCAGGGGACGGAGUAGGAGUAGAAUGAAGCUGACCCUACAUGCUGAUCUUAGGUCAGUUUUGUGUUUUAAAUGGAUGG
Molecule: messenger RNA, 896 nt
Organism: Salmo salar (Atlantic salmon)
Lineage: Eukaryota; Metazoa; Chordata; Actinopteri; Salmoniformes; Salmonidae
Source: RefSeq, a predicted model, not a curated record